Messenger RNA from Rhododendron vialii, 951 nucleotides. RefSeq lists its product as uncharacterized. Bases 1 to 951 code for a protein of 316 amino acids. The transcript has 3 exons. The record is from RefSeq and is a predicted model, not a curated record. Lineage: Eukaryota; Viridiplantae; Streptophyta; Magnoliopsida; Ericales; Ericaceae.
AUGGAUUGCAACAUUACAUAUGCAAAUGUGCAUGAGUGGACAUUCAUCAAUGAUAGACAAAAGGGCCUAAUUGCUGUACUUAAUGAGGAGGUACCUAGAGCUGAGCAUAGACACUGUGCUAAGCAUUUGCUAAGUAAUUUGCAGAAGAGGUUCAAAGGAGUGUCUGUGGAGGACAAGUUCUGGGCAUGUUCUAAGGCAAGCCAUGUACCUAUGUUCCAAGAUGCCAUGGAAAGGAUGAAAGAAGUAAGUAAAGAAGCUUAUGAUUGGUUGUCCGAAGAAUCCCCAAGGUAUUGGACUAGAUCUCACUUCAAUGAUACUGUUAAGUGUGACAUGGUGUGCAAUAAUCUAUGUGAGGCAUUUAAAAAUUCUAUUUUAGAGGCAAGAGAAAAGCCAAUAAUAGAAAUGUUAGAGUGGGUAAGAUGUUAUUUCAGCAACAGAAUGCUGAUUCGAAGAGAGUGGAUUCAGAAGUUCAGCAAUGAGUUACUAUCCAAUCCCUAUGCUAAGUUAGAGGAAUCCCUACAUGAGUCGUCAGCAAAGAAAGAUAAACCAGAAAGGUAUAUCCAUCAUUGGUGCUCAAAGAUAAGUUACAUUAAUGCAUACCAACCACUUGUGAACCCUACCAAUGGGUACAAAAUGUGGCCAAAGACUGAAUUUAGCCCUGUCCUACCACCAACUGAUAGGAGAAAGCAAGGACGGCCAAAAAAGAAGAGAAUUCUUGGGGCAAAAAAGUACAUCAACCCAAAAUAUCCACACAAGUUGAGGAAAAUUGGACAAAAUUCUAUUUUUUGGAGUAAAUGUGGUCAACAUAGCCACAAUAGAAGGACAUGUACUGCACCUAUGGCAGAGGAGAGUGGUGAUACAAGUAGGGCUACCACUAUUGUUGCCACCAGUGUUGAUGUUGGAGUUGGUAGGGGAGGUGUGCAAGGUAGGGGUGAAAGGAGUGGUGUGUAG